Molecule: messenger RNA, 1014 nt
Organism: Talaromyces atroroseus
Lineage: Eukaryota; Fungi; Ascomycota; Eurotiomycetes; Eurotiales; Trichocomaceae
Exons: 2
Coding region: 1-1014 (337 amino acids)
Source: RefSeq, a predicted model, not a curated record
AUGGCUCUACUAUCCACACUCAGUGACUCUUCGUUAUGCGCAUCGCUUCUCUCGUGGAAGACGCUUGCCGUGCUAUUUGCUUUUAUCAACCGAAAAUCUCUCCCUCUCGCGUGGACUGUGGGAAUAUGGUACAACGUUUUCCGAAGAUACCGCCGAGAUGCGACCAAGUUCACAUUUGAAUGCAACAACAAACCUCUCAAUCUCAAAGGGCGUGCGACUCACCCAGUCUUCGCCGCCGCCACAGUCACCAGCUACACAUCGCUGUUAGAAACGGAUUACAACCUCCACAAAUCGAAUAGCACGUAUUUUGCCGAUAUGGAUAUUUCACGCACAGCCUGCGUUACGCCGCUGUAUACCCCUGGCGCGGGGAUCGUGAGUAAAGAGCUAGACGAAGAAAUCGCCGCUGCCGCAGUAGCUGAGGGGAAACCCCGACCAAAGAAGACAUUGCCCAUGUACAUUGCUCUGGGCGGGACAUACUGCACAUUCAAGCGCGAAAUCAAGCCCCUGGAACGAUUCCAACUGAAAUCGCACGUGGCUGCUUGGGACGAGAAGUGGAUGUACAUUAUAACCUAUUUUCUGAAAGCCGAAAAGAAAAAGGGCGAAGGACCGGUGCUGGCGGCAAUUGGGUUGAGCAAAUAUUGUUUCAAAAAGGGUCGUUUGACAGUCCCCAUUGAGCGUGUCCUUAGGGCUAGUGGUUAUCUACCUGAGAGACCAGAUGCUGCUGCUGUGACAGCAGGGUCAGAAAAGGAUAUCUCGAGCACAGCAACCCCAGGCACUCAAGACGGUUUGAUUGACACUACCCUUGACGAGGUGAAGCUUGUGGAAGAGGUAUCCAAGCUCGGUGACCAUGCUCCCGAAGUGCUGCACAAGCAACAGAAAGAGAAUGCAGCUGCAUGGACCGAAGAAGAAUGGUCAUGGGAACGCAUUGAGGAGCAGCGCAAGAAGGGCCUUGAAAUGGUUCAUGGGUUUAUAUCCCUGGAUAACAUGCUUUUCGAAGAAUGGAAGAGCGGCUAA